AAUUAUAAUUGCUAACCUCAUUUAGCGGCGGUUUCUGCUCAUUUUAAGCAUUCACAGUUGACUUCCCGAUCCCUUCAAUUUAUUCCCAUGAAGAAUUUCGUCGGUUUCCCUGCUCUACGUAUAUUCUCUUAAUCGCUAUACUUAUUCUCGUCUCUUUCUCGGGGCUAUGAAACAUCAAUUUGGAGGAUAGUGGAAGAAGAUAUGGAGAAAGAUUCGACAAAAAAAUUUACUUUUCGUACAGGCUCCCCGGUAUUGAUCCUGCUCGCUCUUCCUCUGCUCUGCGUCGGAUUUGAUUUCUUCUAUGGCAGCCGAGUUCCCUUCAAUCGAUGGAUGCAAUACUUUACGAGUUCGGGAGAUGAAUUUAGGGCUGUUGAUAAGGAAGACGAGAUGUUCAGAUUUCGUCUGGGAAGAUUGGUGAGAGGCGAUGAUCGGAGAAGUUUGGAGACGACGGGGUUCGCCUGCGACCGGACGUAUCAUUCAGUCGUCUGUGUUUCAAACCGGCCGGCGAGGAUCGCCACCGGAAACAUGACGGUUUACAUUCCGUCCGACGAGGAUUCCGACCGAGUGACGGUGGCGCGGCCGUACGCCAGGCAGGAGGAUGAACUGAAAGUCAUCGGAGAAGUUCGCAUGUACCAGUACAGUAAUACGACGGCGCCGCCGGAGUGCCGCCGAACCCACGGCGUCCCCGCCGUGAUAUUCUCCUCCGGCAGCACCGGAAACGUUUUCCACGAGAUGAAUGAAAUCGUGAUUCCGCUGUAUAUCACCGCCAGGCAGUUCCGGCGGCGCGUGCAGUUCAUCCUGGAGGAUUACAAGCCGUCGUUCAUGGCGAAAUACGGCAAGGUCGUGACGCGCCUGACGGAGUUCGACGUGAUGAAUCCGGCGGCGGAGAAUGGGAGCGUCCACUGCUUCCCCGCCGGCGCCGUCGUCGGGCUGAAGUACCACGACAAUCUGGCCGUGAAUUCCAGCGACAUCCCCGGCGGUUACGGGAUGACCGAAUUCCGGCGGUUUCUCCGGCAGGCGUACGGCCUGAAAUUCUCACACGUGUCGCAAAUCCCGAAGCCGAAACUGAUCCUCCUCUCGCGUACCAACACGCGCCGGUUCCUGAACGAGGAGGAGCUGAUAUCCACGAUGGAGCGUGUCGGGUUCCGGGUAAUCUUGGUGAAAAGAUCCAAAUUGGUAUCCAAUUUGAACAUAUUCUCGCGGCUGGUCAACUCCGGCAGCGUUCUCGUCGGAGCUCACGGCGCCGGCCUGACGAACGAGAUAUUCCUGCCGACCGGCGCCGUCAUGAUCCAGGUGGAGCUCCUCGGCACCGACUGGGCUUCCGACACCUACUACGGCGACACGGCACGUGCCAUGGGCGUGCGCUACCUCCGGUACAAGAUCGAACCGGAGGAGAGCUCGCUGGCGAAGCUGUACGGACUGAACCAUUCCGUCGUGAGGGAUCCCGGUUCGGUCUACAGAACCGGCGGCUAUAGAGCCGCCAGGACGGUUUUUCUCGAUCAGCAGAAUGUCCGGCUCAACCUCACCCGGUUCGAGGAAACCCUCGUUGAGGCUUUAAGUAUUGUUACUGAUUGGUCGGAGUAAGUUUAAUUAAUUAGAGAAUUAUAUUUGGUGACGAGUUAAUUAAUUUAAGAUGUACAUAGCCCCUCAUCUUUUUUGUGUUGAAUAUAUAUUUACAUACCCAGUUA
Andrographis paniculata is the source of this 1688-nucleotide messenger RNA. RefSeq names its product alpha-1,3-arabinosyltransferase XAT3-like. Lineage: Eukaryota; Viridiplantae; Streptophyta; Magnoliopsida; Lamiales; Acanthaceae. The transcript has 4 exons. Bases 202 to 1584 code for a protein of 460 amino acids. The record is from RefSeq and is a predicted model, not a curated record. Gene Ontology annotation, molecular function: glycosyltransferase activity.